Brassica rapa (field mustard) is the source of this 2427-nucleotide messenger RNA. RefSeq lists its product as uncharacterized. Gene Ontology annotation, cellular component: endoplasmic reticulum membrane; endoplasmic reticulum. The record is from RefSeq and is a predicted model, not a curated record. Lineage: Eukaryota; Viridiplantae; Streptophyta; Magnoliopsida; Brassicales; Brassicaceae. Gene Ontology annotation, biological process: intracellular protein transport; endoplasmic reticulum to Golgi vesicle-mediated transport.
CUUUCUACUAAAAGUCCUCUCAGAUCCUGUCCUAGCUCUUCUUCAAUCUUGACUUUAGUUCUCUCUUCUUACUCCUAACCAUUAUUACGAGUGCUAUCAGGAAUGAGUUAGUGAUCUGUCUUUAAGCUAAUGGCUUUCAGAUGAUUCGCUGCUUCCUUCUCUUCAUCCUCCGAUCUGGGUUUUGAUUUUAACUUUAUACCCAAGUAAGAAGCUAGUAAUUAGGGUUUAGAGGUUUACUCUCUUCGUGAAUCGUCGCAAAGGUACAAACUUUUUGGAAAAUUCGGACAUGAUUCAGCUACUGUUUCUAAUUAUGUUCGUGGAGGGUGCUAUUACAUUCUUGUUGCUGAUAAAGAUUGGUCCUUUGAGGGAGCUUGUGAUUAAAAGCCUUGACCAGAUGAAGAUGGGGAAAGGUCCCGCCACUGUGAAAACCAUAGCUGGAACCAUGGCUGUUAUCCUCUUCUCCAAUCUCAUGAGCAUUGUCAAGAUCCAGAACAAAGGUGCGAAGCUCGGGACUAUGUCUCCCAUGGAUCAGGUUCUUUGGCGAACCCAUUUGCUUGAAGCUUCUCUAAUGGGAGUGGUACUUUUUCUUGGCUUCGUAAUUGACAGAAUGCACCACUACAUGAGAAAGCUGAUCAGUUUACGAGGCAACGUUGGAUCAUCUAGAGAAGAACUUGAACAGCUCCAGAAAGAGAGAACCGAACUGAAGGAGAAGGAGGAGAAGGCGUCCAAGGAAGUCAAGCAGCUUCAAGAGAAACUGUCAUCUAUGUCAGAGAGACUCAAGAAAGCAGAGAUGGAGUGUAAAGAGAAAGAAAAGAAGCUGGAAGCAGCUGAAACGCAUGUCGCUGCUCUUCAGAAACAGUCUGCAGAGCUGCUUCUGGAGUAUGAUAGUUUGCUGGAAGAUAACCAAAAGCUCCAGAGUCAAAUUUUGGGGAAAACUAAGAGCUAAUGUAAGAAUUGCUGGGUUUGUCAUUUUACCAAGGUUGUUUUUUUUGGAGUAUUGUUAACAGUGGUGAUUGAGAAGAGAGUUUUCUUUAAUGAAGGGUUGCAGUUGAGUUCUUGCAUCAGUCUUGUAUUUGAGUAUAUGGUGGAUGUUGAAUGUCUGAUUGCUUGCAAAGAUCAAUUUAGAUUUUAAAUUACAGAUGAUGUUAUUGUUAUUUUAUCACUCUUAAAGUUUACUAAGGAGAAGGAUCAUGAUUAAAAAAAUGGAACACUACUCAAUGGAGACUAGAAAAAAACGCCGACUGUGGGGAUCGAACCCACGGCCACGGGAUUAAAAGUCACGCGCUCUACCACUGAGCUAAGUCGGCUACUGAUAUAUCUUGUUUUGUUUAUUAAUUUAAAGGCAAACAACAAACACGAUUACAUGUGUAUUUCAUUUGUGCUUGUAAUAAAGCUUGGUCUGUUAUCAUUUAUCAACACUGUCCAGCUCACACACUCUACCGAUUGAAUUAUUUACCAAAUGGAACACAAUUUAUUUCCAACCUUCUUGUGCGGUUGUGCCCAUUUGCUUUCUACUAGAUUCCAACAUUGGGUUUGGAUCAUUCAAUAUCAAUGGCUCUUCUCUGUGUUUAAAAAAAGGUUACAAGUUUGCAACUGUUUUAGAGAAAGGCAAGAGUGAUGAUGCAGCUUCUGGUCUCCCCUCCGAUCUUUGGCUGUCUUUCUUGGUAACAAAUGCUUAAGCCCAUUUUUGUUUGUUCUGUAAAAAUCAGAAUAAAACGAUGAAACUUGUGAUGAGAAUUUUUAGCCUCAAAAAUUUCCACAUAAUAUACUGAUACUAGACUUUAUAUAAUGUCCACAUAAUAUAAAAUAUAAAAUUAUAUUUUCAAUAAUUUUAAUUUUAUCGCCCUUUCGUGUAUAGAAAGUUGGGCAGAAAACUAACGUUACAGUUGGCAGAAAAUAAUGAAAACAAAGAGAUGAAGUGAUAAUUGGGUUAUAAAUAAAUACUCCAUUAGAACAAUUAAGGAGAAAAAUCGCGAGAAAAGAGGAUGCACGACAUCGAAACUACAAAGCGUGCUUCGCACUGAAUGGUCUUUUUUUUCUUACACAGGAAAAAAAAAAUAUCUCCCAUCUCUCUCUCUCUCAUAAACAGAGAAGAAGAGAGGAUAUAAAUAUUGACCACUAGAGAAAGAAACUCGCCGCUUGGUAGCAGUAAGCAGUAAGCACUAUAUCUCGAGCCGCACUAAGGUAUGCACCAUUUUGGCGCUUGGAUAAGCCACACCGUUUUCUAUGGUUUAAUAUCAUCAAGAAUCCAAAGUUCGUGAGGAGAACACAGGAAUUUAAAUGUUCAAGUGUCAGUGCUGAUGGAACAUGAUGAAUUAAAUUUCAAUAUACAAUUUUCUGAACAUAUAAAAUUAACAAAAAAGUUUAUUUAAUCUUUUUUGAUGGCUACGAUCGAAGGAAGGACUUUGAUAUGUAUUCUAGAGUUGU